Trifolium pratense (red clover) is the source of this 1105-nucleotide messenger RNA. RefSeq lists its product as uncharacterized. The record is from RefSeq and is a predicted model, not a curated record. The transcript has a single exon. NCBI's taxonomy places the organism in Eukaryota, Viridiplantae, Streptophyta, Magnoliopsida, Fabales, Fabaceae. Bases 163 to 600 code for a protein of 145 amino acids.
UAAUGUCUUAUAUAGGUGGCACCAUCUUAUACAUAAUCAACCCUAUAAAAAUAUUCCACAAUACCUUUCCAAACACAAAUUUAACUUCAAAGCUAGCUAUUGCUUCCUUGUAUUGCAAGUUGCAACCCUUUAAUCACUUUGAAGCCUUUUCAAGUCCAAGAAAUGCAAACAACAUCUCUAAGCUCAUUUGUGCUUCUUCCAAUCCCUUGUUCAGGCAAUAUAAAGCGUCAAAGUGCAUCAACCUUUUCACGUAAUAAAAAGAGUUUUAUCCAUGCAUCAAAAAGAGACUCAUUUGGAAAACAUCAUGAUGGAAAGUUAGUGGAUGAGAACAUGAUAAUUCUUAGAAUGAGAAUCCGUGAGAUUAAGAUGGUGGAAACAAAGAAUGAAGUUCCUUCUGGUUGGACUGAAUGGGAGAAGAAGCAUUUUGAGAAUUAUGAUUUGGAUGUAUGUGAGGCAGUUGGAUUGUUGCAAAGAAUGUUGAUGAACACUAGACCUGGCUUGGUUGUGGGCAUAUUAGUUCUUAUUAUGCUAACCAUGUCAAUGUCCAUGUCACUACUUGUGGUUCAACUGGUUGAGUUGGCUAAGGGAAACAUCAUAUAAAAAUAGCUUAAUGCUCAAUCGAAUUUUAGUACUUAAUUUUCUGUCAAAUGUGCCAUGGAUUAGUACUGUCACAAAUAUUAUUUGUUAUUUUUUCAUAAUACAUAGGUUAUUUGUUCAUACUUUCAUUAUUAUCAAUUCCAUGUAUGAAUUAACGUAAACAAUAAGUAUUUUUUUAGUUUGUAACAUAACUAUUUAGUAUAAUAAUAUUCUUUUUUUUUUUUGACGCUCAAAGGUUGACUUUCUCAACAAAUAUUUUUUCAUGUACAUGGUCAAGGAUCGAACUUAUGACCAAUUAGUUAAGGGACCUAAAUAUUUACUACUUGUUGUGUUACAUGUUGUUGUGUUGGCGGCCUAAUUAUAUUUUUUGUCUCUUAAUAUAUUUCAUUACUUUAAUGAAAAUAGUCUCCUUUUAAAUCAAACUUUUAUAUGCUUGAGUAUUACAUUUGAUGUAAUUUUGAUCCCAAACCAGCUUUUUAGCAUAAAAUAAGAAUGACGAACUUUGGCU